Messenger RNA from Saxophila tyrrhenica, 423 nucleotides. RefSeq lists its product as uncharacterized. Lineage: Eukaryota; Fungi; Ascomycota; Dothideomycetes; Mycosphaerellales; Extremaceae. The transcript has 4 exons. Gene Ontology annotation, molecular function: carbon-sulfur lyase activity. The record is from RefSeq and is a predicted model, not a curated record. The coding region runs from base 1 to 423 and encodes 140 amino acids.
AUGUCGAAAGCACCAGAGCAGAAAGUGACCAAGACGUCGACCUGCAACUGCGGACAGGUGGAGGUUAUAGUAACAGGAGUUGACAAGGGGACAGUGUUUUGCCACUGUGACAACUGCAAGAAGGCCAGUGGGAGUGCCUUCGCCCAUAACCAUCGAUUCACCAAGGCGGAGCUGCAGUUCAAGAAAGGACAAGACGUUGUCCGAGAGUACAAGGACGGCAAUACCAAGAGUGGCGCGACAGUCAACCGUAACUUUUGCUCGAACUGCGGCUCGCCGUUGUUUCUGUCGACCUCUGCCAUCAAAGGUUUCUACAUCCUCCACGGCGGCUGUAUCUCCGGACGAGCUCCACAGCCAUUCAACGAGUUUUUUAAGGACGAUAAGUAUGCGUGGCUGAGCGAUGCGACCGAGAAGGCGAGGCUUUAG